GACUUGACUUGAACAUUGUACUCUUUAAUACUUUAAUAGCUAUAAUUCAUUAAAAAAUAUUAAAAUUUUAAUUUAUAAAAUAGCCAUCCCACAUCAAAUAGUGAAUCAACAAUUAAUAUAAUAGACACAACUACCAACUACCUACAACCUCACAAUUUCCUAUUACCAUAGCCACUAUUCGUUAACUUUAACUUAAUUAAUUAAUACCAUUGGUUCAUAUACGUCCCCGAAACCUUCUAUAAAUACACCAUUCUAGGAAACUCUUAAACAUCAAGCUAGCAACUAAGAAAUCAAGCCAAACACAAACCACACAAAACAAACACAAAGGCAACACGUACGUACGUAGAUUUGUAAUGGCUAUGGCGAUGAAGCUAACCUGUGCAGUGCUUAUGUGCAUGAUGGUGGCUGCACCAUUCGCUGAAGCAGCCAUAAGUUGUGGUAAAGUGGCCACCUCAGUUGCGCCGUGCAUUCCCUACAUUACGGGUAAAGGUCCUGGCCCAACGGCAGGUUGCUGCAAUGGGAUCAAGGCUCUGAAUGCAGCAGCUUCAACACCAGCUGAUAGGAAAACAGCAUGUAAUUGCCUCAAAAGUGCUGCUGGUUCCAUUGCGGGGCUCAACUAUGGAACUGCUGCUGGUCUGCCUGGAAAAUGUGGUGUCAGAAUUCCUUAUGCUAUCAGUCCUAACACCAACUGCAAUGCUGUUAAUUAGAGAAUUGAAGGCUAUCACUUUCUAAGAGGAGAAAAAUGGCGCAAUUUAGGAUGAGUACUGGCUCAACCUAUUACGUACUAGACAGAUCUCGUUUAUGAUAAUAAUAAUAAUAAAAAAAAAAGUCUCCAUCUUUAAUUUGUAAUACCCGUUUUAUUAAUUUGAUGUAUUCAUGUAUUGUAAUUUGUAACUCGUGCUGCGGUACUUAGUAGUUAGUACUAUCUACCUUUAUUUACUGAGUUCAAAUAUGUAUGCUAUGUUUCAUGCAUCCUUGAUGCUUGAUCCAUUUUCACUUAUGAAAUAGAGGAUGUUUUAAUAUUUGAUAA
Messenger RNA from Amaranthus tricolor (Joseph's coat), 1030 nucleotides. RefSeq names its product non-specific lipid-transfer protein-like. Gene Ontology annotation, molecular function: lipid binding. Bases 354 to 707 code for a protein of 117 amino acids. Gene Ontology annotation, biological process: lipid transport. Lineage: Eukaryota; Viridiplantae; Streptophyta; Magnoliopsida; Caryophyllales; Amaranthaceae. The record is from RefSeq and is a predicted model, not a curated record. The transcript is spliced from 2 exons. Gene Ontology annotation, cellular component: membrane.